GGGCCGCGUCGGCGGCAGUCGGCAGAUGCGUCCUGUGCGCCCCGCGAAGCGACCGUGUCCCUUAUUCGGAGGAACAGCGAAUCAACAGUUCGAAAUUUGAAAAGUGAUGUGACUGUGGGUGGUUUUUUCUUUUUAAUUUGAGUGCGAUCAUGGCUGGAACGAUUUAUGGUUGAGUGUUCUUUUUUUGGCGACUGCGGAACUGUUGGGAUUGUGAUUCUGUUGAAUCGGAAUCUCGUGGAUUUUUUAUGGCCCACCGGCGCCGAUGUAGGCACAGAGGCGACAUGACAUGAGCAUGCGAGCGGCGUGGGCUCGGUGGUACGUCAUCGUUGUUCUGAGCUCUUGCGCCGCGAGGACGGCCAGCGAUUGGCUGGACUGUGCCCAGAUCCCCGCCUGCCGCUGCAAGUGGUCCUCGGGCAAGAAGACCGCGUCCUGUGCGUCCGCCGACCUGCGCCGCCCGCCAGCCCUCGCUAGCGACAUCCAGGUGCUCGACCUGCACGACAACCCGCUGCGCACUCUGCCUCAAGAAGUCUUCUCCACCAUCGGGCUCCUCAAUCUACAGCGAGUCAAUCUGAGAGGCACCAAGCUACGCUCCAUACACCCUGACGCGUUCUUGGAACUAAGGAUCCUGAUCGAAGUCGAUUUGGCCGAUAACGACUUAUCAAACAUCCCGAAAGACAUAUUCAGAGGCAACGAAAGACUGCGCUUGGUAGUGCUCAGCAACAAUCCUUUGACAACUCUAGUAGCCGACCAGUUCCCGUCUCUACCGCAUUUACGAAUGUUGCUUCUAGAUGGAUGUAGGCUCAAGUUGAUUCACACUAAUGCGUUGCGUAACCUGAAAGCCCUGGAGACAAUAGAUUUACGGAGAAAUCAACUUACAUUCCUACGACUAAUCACAUUUGCUUUGCCUGCCUUGAAGACGCUCUCUCUAUCGGAAAAUCCUUGGAGAUGCGAUUGUCGACUAAGAGAGUUCAAGGAUUGGUUUUUAGACAGUACAUUAGGGACGGAAGAUUUAGUUUGUGUCGAACCAUCCACAAAGUCAGGGAGUAAGUGGAGAAGUGUUCCGAGUGAGAGUAUGGUUUGUGCGCCAGAGGUGCGUUCUAGUACGCUGGUUAUUCGGACGGAAGUAGGCAUGCCAACUACCUUCGGUUGCUGGGUCCACGGAGUUCCUAAACCUCAAGUGACGUGGCUAUUUGAAGGCGUAGAUGUACAUAAUAGCACACUAGAUAGUGAUUUAGAAGAAGCGGAAUCGGAGGUAGACAUUGAUGAUUCAGAGGAUAAAGUACCGGGUAGCGUGAGGUGGGUGAACGUGACCGUGCUGAACGUGACCUCGAGUGCCGCUGGUGAAUGGACCUGUAUAGCUAAAAGCUCCGCAGGAGAAGCCCGAGCGGUCAUCAGUUUAGUUCUGCCAAGAUAUCAAACGGCGACUGCCCGCACGGACCCUGGAAUCCCUCAAGUAAUAGGGGUAGUUUUUGGCGCACUAGGCGUGCUAGCGACCCUAGGCUUCCUAGGCGCCGUGGCUUGUUGGCACAUGCGCAGACGAACGGUACCGGCGAGCCGAAGUUUCACAGACCAAGAGAAGCGAUUAUUAGAUGCUUCAGUAGUCGUAAGUUGUGAUCGUUCAAUAGCCGAGAUGGCAUCGCCGUGCGAUUUCGAGAUGACGGAACGAUCGAUAUCAGAGGAGCCAAGAGUUUGCGGGUUUGACCCCGUGCAUAUAACCAUAGAGGGGACGCCGGGUGCAUUUCCACCUCCACCAGCCGAGUUCGCCGUGCCAGUUCCUUACGGGAACAUCUUCAUAUCUGUCCAGGUGGCUGGUCACGGGGAGGGGCCGGGGGGGAAGUACCCGGACCUGCUGAGUGGAGGGGCGACGUUGCCGCGAAGAAGUCGGACUUGCUGUGCUCCUGUGUAUGACAACAUGGGGCCGCGGGUGACGGCUACCGGCAGCUCCACCUGGUCCCUGCCGGGGGCGGGGGCCGAGGGGGUGGACAACACGGAGACCCCUGUGCUGACGCUGCCCCCGCCGCCCCCCGAGUUCGUGUCGCUCUAGCCUCGGUCGCUGGUGCUAGACCCGUCGGCCCUCCGGUGAUCUAGCACCACAGCAUUGCGAGUCAAUUAGACAAUCCCCCAAUUUUAUUAAUUACGGUUUAUCGUUAAUUUGUAAAUACUAGGCUAGUAAGUGGACUUUCGUCUAGGAUGUGUGACAUGAAGGACAUCACGUGAGAUAAAUACGUAAGGUUGUUAUCGAAAAUGUAUUUAACGUUUAUCUAAUUAUAUUUUAAAGAGAUUAGUUUUAGCAUGUUAAUCGAAUACGUUGGGAUACGAAGUGAGAUGUACUUUUAGUGUUUAACUUUAACUCAUGUUUUACAAUAGUGUUUCUUUAAGUCCUAUUUGUAAGUCUUCCCAAUUUUGUAAAUUAUGUACUUGUUUACUUACAAUCUUCCCAAAGAUAAGACUGAUCCUUUUUGUCUUGUUUCCCCUUGAUCUUUGUAUAAAUGACUAUUGUGUCUGCUGAAUACUUCACUUAGUGUAAAACACUGCAAGAUAGCUUCGAAACAUUUCUUUCAACGCAAAUGAUAAAAAAUAAACCAAUUACAUUAUAAAAGGC
Molecule: messenger RNA, 2602 nt
Organism: Plutella xylostella (diamondback moth)
Lineage: Eukaryota; Metazoa; Arthropoda; Insecta; Lepidoptera; Plutellidae
Molecular function (GO): protein binding
Source: RefSeq, a predicted model, not a curated record